Molecule: messenger RNA, 9365 nt
Organism: Cuculus canorus (common cuckoo)
Lineage: Eukaryota; Metazoa; Chordata; Aves; Cuculiformes; Cuculidae
Gene: CHRM2
Product: cholinergic receptor muscarinic 2
Exons: 2
Coding region: 486-1886 (466 amino acids)
Biological process (GO): regulation of heart contraction; adenylate cyclase-activating adrenergic receptor signaling pathway
Cellular component (GO): plasma membrane
Molecular function (GO): G protein-coupled acetylcholine receptor activity
Source: RefSeq, a predicted model, not a curated record
UGAGAGCACUAUUGCUUUACCUUUUCUUUUUUUUUAAAAAAAAAAAAGCUCAACUUGGACGAACUGAAGCAGAGACUUCCAAAGGCCAGGGCCACGGAGGGUGUGCGUGUAUAUGUGUGUGUCUGUGCCUGUGGGAGGGAGAGAACGAGCGAGGGAGAGACAAAAACUCCAUCAGCCCGGACAAUGCCACCUCUUGUUUAAAGCUUCCAAACCAUUAUGCUUUCCCUCCAUUAUCACAGUACCGAGUAAUCUGUCUUUCCCCCACCCCAGCCCCCCUCCCUCCCCUUGGAAGAUAUGGAAGAGAAAGAUAAAGCGGCUGGCUCUGGGCUCUGACUGCGCGCAGCCCGCAUGCCUCUGCCGCCAGAGCCGGUGCGACUCCGCAGCUGCCGCUCGCAACCAGCCGCUUCCAGCGGGAUGGCAUGCAACUUCUGCUAACUGGAUCACAGGCUUAAGUGGUAACUGGGUAUCUUGUUAGCAGAACAGAAAUGAAUAAUUCAACGUACAUAAACUCUUCCACUGAAAAUGUGAUGGCUUUGGAAAGCCCCUAUAAAACUGUUGAGGUGGUCUUCAUCGUUCUGGUAGCAGGGUCUCUCAGUCUAGUCACCAUAAUUGGGAACAUCUUGGUCAUGGUGUCAAUCAAAGUCAACAGGCACCUACAGACUGUCAACAACUAUUUCCUGUUCAGCUUGGCCUGCGCUGACUUGAUCAUCGGCAUCUUUUCAAUGAACCUAUAUACCCUCUACACUGUGAUAGGCUACUGGCCCUUAGGGCCUGUGGUGUGUGACCUCUGGUUGGCUCUUGACUAUGUGGUCAGCAAUGCCUCUGUAAUGAACCUCCUCAUUAUCAGCUUUGACAGAUACUUUUGUGUCACCAAGCCUCUGACAUACCCCGUAAAGCGGACCACUAAGAUGGCAGGCAUGAUGAUCGCAGCUGCGUGGGUGUUGUCCUUCAUCCUCUGGGCCCCUGCAAUUCUCUUCUGGCAGUUCAUUGUGGGAGGAAGGACUGUCCCAGAUGGGGAUUGUUACAUCCAGUUUUUUUCCAAUGCUGCUGUCACUUUUGGCACUGCCAUUGCAGCCUUCUAUUUGCCUGUUAUCAUCAUGACUGUCCUUUACUGGCAAAUCUCUCGAGCCAGUAAGAGUCGCAUAAAGAAAGGGAAAAAGGAAGCUGCCCAAAACCAAGAUACAGUUUCCCCCAGUCUUGUCCAAGGUAAAAUAGUGAAACCAAACAAUAACAACAUCCCAACCAGUGGGGAUGGGUUGGAGCACAGCAAAAUUCAGAAUGGAAAAACCAGCGGAGAGACUGUGACGGAGAACUGUGUUCAAGGGGAGGAGAAGGAGAGCUCCAAUGACUCCACCUCUGUCAGCGUAGUCGCUUCCAACAUGAAAGAGGAUGAAGCUGCCAAAGAUGCCAACCAGGCUUCUGCCUCCCAAGGCCAUCUCAAAGUAGAGAACUCCAAGCUGACAUGCAUCAGGAUAGUCACCAAGUCCCAGAAAGGUGACUGCUGUGCCCCCACCAACACUACUGUGGAGAUUGUAGGCACGAACGGGGAGGAGAAGCAGAAUAGUGUAGCCCGAAAAAUCGUCAAGAUGACAAAACAGCCAGCCAAAAAGAAACCACCUCCUUCUAGAGAGAAAAAAGUGACAAGGACUAUUUUGGCUAUCCUUCUGGCUUUCAUCAUCACCUGGACCCCAUACAAUGUGAUGGUGCUCAUCAACAGCUUCUGCACAUCUUGCAUCCCUGGCACUGUAUGGACCAUAGGCUAUUGGCUCUGUUAUAUCAACAGCACCAUCAACCCUGCUUGUUACGCACUCUGCAAUGCUACUUUCAAGAAGACGUUUAAGCACCUUCUUAUGUGUCAUUAUAAGAAUAUCGGAGCUACAAGGUAAAAAUAAUAAUAAUAAAAAAUAACAAAAAGAGUGAAGAAGUUCCAAAUUAAAUUUAAAAAUACCUAAUGCCAUAGCACUUUAUGCUCUUCUAUGGAAUGUGCAAUCCAGGAUGUUAGUGGAAAUAUGGACAUGGGGCAUCAGCUCUUCCCCCCCAAGAACUAUACUUUAAAACAUUUUUUUAAUUAUUGAAAAUAAAUCUUGAGGACAUGGAGAUGUUUCAGGAAUUAUUUAAGUACGUGGACUGGAGGCACAGUUCCUUGAUUUCUGAGAGUAUUCUGCAGAAGGGCUUUAGAGUCUACAAUUUUUUGUCAUUCUGUGUAAAAUAAUUUUUUUUCUUUUUUGUUUUUUGGUUUUUUUCUGUGUCUGUUAAAUAUGUCUUCAUCUAUGGGGAAAAAAAAACAAACCUAAGGAAAUUUUAUCAAUAAUUCUGUGGAAGAGGUAUAGGAGUUUGGAUGAUCAUUACACAAUCCAAAUGAAUCAUGGCAGAAAGUUUCUAAAGCUCAUAGAUGUCUGAAGCUUUUUUGUUACUGUCACGUAUUAAUCUUAAUGUUAGGUGAAUCAUGAUGAACGUUAUUUUAUGUUGUUUAUGACUCUACUCUUUCCACAACUACAUCAGUUAUGAAAGUGUACUUAUGCUCAACAUGUAAUGAUUGCCUAACCUAUGUAUCAUUCAAAGUAUGCUGUUUGUCCCCUUCAAUGGUCUUUUGUUCUGUGAUUCCUUCAUGAAGUCAAGAUAAAAGUGAAAAAAGUUAGUCUUUUCCAGGUUGCUACAUCCCAAGACUAUUUCAGCAUCCAUGUAAACCAAAGCUUUUGGGACAAUUUUGUUCAUUUUGUUUGUCAUAUGUCGUCCACCCAUGGAUUUGCCUUUUACCUCCACCAGCCUUUUCUUCAUUUUUGUACCUUACUUGUCCAGGGUAUGAGGAGUGAAUAUCAAAAGAAGAUGUAAAUUCAAAGGUCUCAUGCAGUCAGCCACCAUGGUGGCCAAACAAAAGGCCUCAGCUCAACAAUAAAAACAAGAUUGUUACUAGGAACAUUGAGGUUACAUCCUUUUCUAGUUGGAUGUACAGAUGAAGAUGUAUGCUGAGGCUCCACAGUAUGAAUAGUUAGUAUUAGAUGACCAUGCUUUUGAGCAGUCAAAAAUUGUUUACACUCAUUUAUUGAGGAAAACAAUAUGAUGGACUGAUGUGCCUAUAUGGAUCAAGUUCUGCCUAAGCCAUCAGUGCAAAGCCAGGGUCUUUCCUUGGUGUAUCCUGGACAAGAUGUUUACUUUGUAGAAAAGAUAUUGGCUACAUUACUUUUUGCAGAAACUGGGAGCAAUAUUUUGACUGUAAGCCAAGGGAUAAUGCUAAUUAAAAGGCAGAGAGGAAAACAGUGCUUAUACAAAACUAGAUACUGAAAUAGUCAGGAUGGGGGCUGGCGGGAGUUAAGUUCAAAUAUCACCUGCUACUCCACACCAGCUCAAAUUCAUAUUUUUUCUGCCUGGAAAAGAGUUUACUAUUUCAAUAUUUUAUAUUUAAUGUAGCACAACUGAGCAAUUUGUGGACGGGACAAAGUGUAUCAGAUUACUGCAAACACCAAUUGUCUAUGAGUUAUGCGUAACCUAGUUGCCUCUUUCUUAGUAACUCUAACGUCCAGGCACUAGUGAAGGUACACCUAAAGAUUUUGUUACCCCAAAAAUGUAGCUUGCUGCGUAAACAGCGUCCCAAGAGAAUGCCUUCUGGAGUUAAAGCAACCUACCAAAUAGAACACCAAAUCACACUGUUAUUUUGUGCUACUACAUUGCAGUCUUCCAAAAUGGCGAGGCCCUGGAACAGGUUGCCCAAAGAAGUCAUAGAUGCCCCGUCCCUGGAGGUGUUCAGGACAAGGCUGGAUGAGGCUAUGAGCAACACGAUCUAUUGGAAAGUGUCCCUGCCCAUGGCAGGGAGGUUGGAACUAGAUGAACUUUAAGAUCCUUCAGAAACAAAACCAUUCUGAUUCUAUGAAAAUACACUUCAAAAUAGCAGCCUUCAAGAUUACAGGGAAAUUACUCUUUCAGACUUAAGUUUUACAUUUGACAACCUUAUUGGAACACAGUGUCAAAGCACUUUGGCAAUAUGACAAUUUUCAUGUUUUGAAAUACAAGUUCCUAGCAGAAAGUGAAAAUGAGGAGGAUUAAAUUGCAGCAAAUUGAGGCCAUGUUAAACUUAGGAUUAAUGUGUCUUAAUACACAUUCAUUGAUCUUAUACCCCUAGUGAUUUCAUCCGAAUAUAGCUAAGUGUCUCCGUGCAGCCAAGGAUUUAAUUUUGUAACCCUCACUUGCCUUGACUCAUAUUUACUAUCGCUAUUUUCAUCUCUCUGCUUGUAAAGAAUAAUUACUCAGUGAUAACUUGCAAAACUGAGUGCUGACUGUCUUUCAAAACUACACUCACUAGGCUUGUCUUGACAGCUCAAGGCAAAGACUUACAUGUUCAGUUCUAGACCAUUCAUGCUCUUACACCGUUAAAAAACACUAAGGGUAAAAUGAAAUCUGUUCAUUUUCUAAAUCUUAUUUUAGAAGAUUUCACGAAAGAAACACACCUGCUUCUUUCUUUCAGCAACUAUUGUGGUAUCAAUAGUACAAGUAUUAAAAUUCAGAAAUAAUGUCUUGUAUAUUCUCAUUUAAUCUUUUAAUUCUGGUUCUCCAGCAUAUGCGCAAAUCCUUUAUUCUUACCUUUGAAGCUGUUAUUUUUCAUAAAUUAUGAAAUCCUCGAACAGUUAAGGAUACUUCCACAGGUUAAGAAGUGCAAGAUAUAGAUUACAAUUAUACUUAUUUGUCAUGCAAUGUGAUGAUACUCAAAAUACCAUGCAGGAAAAAUAUAUUUUGGGACCAGAAUUCAUUAAAUAAACAAAAAAAACCCUCUCAGUUUUUACCCUAAAAGACAAGAUGCUUUGGUUUGUAUUAUAGCAUGUUUAAAAGGCUUGCAGGACACUCCAUUCCGUGUGUUUCCACCUUGUACCAGUUCAAUGGAAAAAAUAUAUCCAUGGGACACCCACAUUUGCAGCCAAUUAAACAAUUUAAAAAUAGAUCACAUAAUGCAUUUAUGCAUGUUCACAGAGGCAUGCAAACACACAAUUCAACAUUGUUUAUAUACACAGAAAACAAUCAUCUACUGUUCGAGAUAUUGCAUGGGAUUGUCUGUGUUGCAGUCAUUAGCAGAUGGUGGGAGGUACGGAGCCAACACUUACCCAUGACACUGUCCAUCCUCACCUGGACGCAGAGAGGAGACAAAGCCUUGCCCUGAGAUACUGGGAAACUCUUGGAUUUUCAACUGGUGGUGGCUCAGUAAGACAAAAUGUGAUCUAGUCAUUCAGAGCCACAAAAUAAUUUGUUCUUUUGAACACAUUUUGACCUCUCAUGUCUUUCUUGUGUCUCAAACCACAUUCACUAGGUUUUACUUCCUUUCUGAGUGAUAGUUCUGCAAGAUUUAGAUGUCAGUCUUGAAGAGCAGCAAUUCCUCUGUAUCUCUUCCAACUUCUCUGGCUGUCACCUGCCCCCCGCCGCCCCAAGACCCCAGGUGGCCCUGCUGCUGGUGCCGCCACAUCUUCACCCCAGGCUUCGCCAGAGGAUCCUAGUGGCUUAUCCACACCGCAUGCUGCCCUGGCCACUUUUGUUUCACACAGAAAUUGAGCAAAAUGUGCUGGUAACUCAUGAGGAAAGAAAAAACUAAUAAUAAAAACCUGCAGCUAGCAUGUCUUACCCUCUCCUUUUCUUCCUUUUAAUUAUUUCCAGAAACAGGCUAAAACUGGAAAGGCCCAACCAACCACUGACAGUAGCCCUGCUGCAGCAGGAUCUGUCAUGUCGACAUCCCAUAGCGAAUGACUUGUAUCGUCACAAGCUAGCCGUGCCUUAACUCCCCAGGGAAAGAACAACAGCCUGAAGAUACAUCAGUCCUGCUGGCACCUAUUCUGAGUAUUAAAGACAUCUGUGGUUCAAAAAAGAAAAAAAAAAAAAGAAAGAAAGAAAGAACAAGAAUUAAAGAGAGAAAAUAGUUGAAGUAAUGUUGAGAAAUCUGUUUUCCAGUGAGGACAAAAGCUAAGAAAAAUUUUCUGUCAGCCUUCUUUCUGUUUGGAUUUUUCAUCUGAUUUACUAGGAAACAUAAAGAUCUGUUCAGAGACAGCAAAGUGUUUGAACAUUUUCUGAUGAAAAAUAGUCCAAAGGCAACAAACAUACUUAUAUAGGUCAGAUUGCUUUUUCUUUCUUUUUUUCCUCACAAAUCCUGUGGGGCCAGGGGGACAGGAAAGCUCAAAUGGGCUCCAGGGAUAAGUUGUUCAGAAUCCACAAAGUAUGAAGGGGACAAAAGCAAGUGCUAAAUCUGUCAGCCCUCUGUUUUAUAUUUUCAUAUCAUAUUGAGGAGGCAUUUUUAGUCAGUGUGGCUGUGGUAAGAACAGCCCACACAUCAGUGAGGAAAGACCUGGAGUAUCUCAUCUGCUGCUGGCUGUCACUGCUGGGACAGGGACAGUACACGAUGGUCAUUUUUUAGUUCUUUUUAUCUCCUGGUGGGUUUGAACAUGUCCAUGUGUCUGCUUUAUAGUGAAGUUUGCUAGUAAACCCAUUGGUCCCUAUCCCAUUUUUUAUUUAUUUUGAUCACUGUUCCUCAUUCCUGGAUGUGACAGGUUUCCCAAUGCUGCCUGUGGAUAUGGCUCCUAGUUUCUCCUGUGGUGCUGAGGGGGCACACUUUGAAUUUGUCACUUCAACUGGCAGCACCUUUCCUCUCCACUUCUGUUACCCCAAACUCAUCCUGAUACUGGCCUUGCAGAACCAAAUUAAAAAAUCAUCCUCUCAGCCACCCUAUGCCACGAGGCUUGUGUGAUGCAGCUUGGAAUUUGGCAGGAAAAGCAUUGCUGAUACUACUUCCUCCCUUUACAAUAAUUUCUGAAAAUCUUUGUGUUUUGACAGGUCAGGAUGUUUCUUGCGAGGAGCCAAAGUCUUAGGAAAGAAACGGCAGGAAACCAAACCUGUCCUGUGGGUGGGGGGCGUUUGCUGACAGGUAGUAUGUUUGGGGUCUAGUAGCCUUUGAUAUUUUUAAAGAUCUCCAAGAUUGCUCUGUACUCUCGGCUGACAGCAGUACAAGUGGUAGAUAUUCAGCAGCUUAAAAGAAGUAAGCUUGUUUUUAACCCCUGUGUCUACAGAUGUUUUAUAUAACAUGUUUAGAGAAACUUGCUAGGGAUGUGACUUCUAUACAUCAUUGCUUUUGUUGUUUUUGUACAUAGUGAAAUGUCUGGACUUUUAAGAAUCUUUUCUUUUUUCAAUUUAUCGAAAAUCUUUUCCCUGAAGGAAGCUAGGAGAUGAUCCUUAAUCUGCUGUGAUUUCUUUUCUUUUUUUUUUUUUUGCCUGUCUUUGCUCUUUUGUCAGUCUUGACAAAAACCUUUCCUCCUUUCUCACUUUAACAUGUUGCCUGCAUUUCAGAUACAGGUGUGCAGGUUUUCUUGCAUUUCAGGCACUGUGAAUGCUGAUAUUCAAACUCUUCAACCCCAGCAAAAAUACUGCCUUGCCUAGCACGUAAAUUGCCCUCCACUGAGGCUAAAAUUGCUGUGUGGAGUGAGAAGCAUGGGGUUUAAAUUGAAAAUUAAAAAAAAAAAAAAAACAAAACCACAAACUUGUGUAAAACAAAACCAAAUCGAUUAUCUUUCCCAGUUUUGUCAUUUCCAUAUUAGAAAGAACAGUGGAUAACGGCAGAGUGAACAUUCUUGUAGUGGAAUCUCAUGCAGAAACAUGCACAGAUUAAUUUUUUGCCCUGUGCAAUUUAAGAUUCCUCACCUUCCCUUGAAUUCCUUCUCAUUCCUGUGCUUACUAGCAGGGUGUUCACUGGGAAACCAAGCUUAAGUAUGUAAUUAUAGCAAGACUAAGUUGGACUUGAACCAUUUACCACAACCAAUGCUAUUAUUUCUCCUACGUUUUUACUCCUCUACUUUUCCUAUGGCCUCUUGCUAUAUUGCUACAUUGCAGAACUGGUGGGUUACACUAGCAUAAUCAAUCCUCCAGGGCCUCUUAUUCCAGGAUACUGGGCAGAUUUGUUAUAAGCAUUUAAUCCCAGUAAUAACCAAAUAAAGGCAAAAAAAUCUGGUGUCUUCUCACCUUCCAAAGCUCUGCAUAAGUGCCAUUAGGUAACGACUCUUUUUCAUAUUUGUAUAUUGAGUUUCUUUUAUCUUGUUUGGUUUUGUUUUAUCAUACUUGCCAAGAAGCACACAGGAACUGUUUACUUUGAGAUGUCCCAAAGUGCUCUGGUUUUCUGGAAGAAGCGGCUGUGGGUGGUUCAUAAGGCAGUAUGAUCACAGUCCAUGCUACAGCUGCCUUUGGAAGGAAGGGAUUAUCUGAGUAUUUAACGUUUGGACUAUCUCACCUGAUGGCACUGAAGAAAGCGCGGUGGGAGAAGCUUUACAUGGCCUAAUUUGUAAAGAGACAGACAGGCUGUGGUUGGAUUGCUUUUCUGCUUCCCCAGAUCAUACAGGUUGUGGGGAGGGUGGGAGAUUUUUGUAGUCCAUCUCUACAUCUCUAGCCCAAAGAUAGCCCUUCUCUGAAGCACAUCAUGAUGGUGAUGGCAGUAAUAAUAAUAAAAACACUGGUAAGAGUGCCAUGGUUGCCAAAAACAGACCUUAUAUCUUAUCCCUUAAUUUCGAUGCCACUUUGUAGAAGUGGUUGGUAAGUUAGAGACUAGCGGUUUGUAAAUACCUUUAGAUAGUGUGUUUUAAUAUGACCAAUACCAUAUCUUGACCAUGUAAAAAAAUAAUCCAUUAUGUGUAAUACUAUCCAGAUAAAGUUACAAUGUAAAUAUAUCUACAGUGAAUGUCCAAAUACUCUUCAAGCUCUAUGUAUGAGGAAAAAUCUCAUCUCUUCUUGAGACAUUUUUUAACUUAAGGAUAUGGAAAUCCUGUUAUUCAUUUAUAAUAGAAAACAACUGCAUUCUUUUCUUCAAAAGAAAAUGCUACUGCAAAAAGGAAGAGAAUGCACUACACGUAUGUGAUAUCCAAAAUCAUAUGGUAAAACUGAGGAUCUAACAACUUGGGGAAUGGUCAAACUCUUGAUGUUGUACGUUUGAUCUCAUAUAAAUAAGAUAAGCACAAGUUUAUGGUUAGCUAUGUAAAGCUGGCCCACUUGAUUAUAUAUACAUUAUAGAUAUAUAUUUAUAUAUGCUCUAUAGAUAUAUACAUACUAUACACAACAUUCAUACAGUGAAAGCAAAGUCUGAUAAAGUCAUAUUAACUGGGAAUUUGGGUGUAAUGUUGCACUCUGUUUGGAAGAAAAACAUCUGGGUUAUUCAGCAACAUUCAAAUGAAUUAUGCAGGAUGAAGGAAGAAGGUGCUUCACCAAAAGAAUUUGUGAAGUACUGAGAUGAUGAAGGCUUGAAAUAUCUUGAAGACACAACUAAAAUUACAUGCAAUAUAUAUGUAUGUACUUCUACUGAGUUGUAUUCCUAGUUAAAGCAUUGCAUUAAACAGCUAAUUAUAACAAUAAUAAAAAUG